AAAUACGAUAAAUACAUUUUUGAAAAAUGAUAAAAUGAAGAAUAAAAUAUAUUAUUCUUAGUAUUAUUUUUAAAUUUAAAUAGCUUUUGGAUUAUGAGGAAGGGACCAGAAUAUUUUACUGUACAUGGCCAACCACGCCGUACAAACAACAACGUGGAAAGUUUUCAUUCGUCCCUAAAACAAACUUUUCAGGUACUGCAUCCAAACCUGUGGACUUUUCUAGAACAUCUGAAUAACAUAAUUACCAAGCAGCACACCAUUGUAGGACAACUGGCUAGGGGUGUGCCAACAACAAGGUCCACUAAAUUUAAAUAUAUUUUAAAUACAGUGAGAAUAAAAAAUUCCACAGCGCUUUUAACGACUGGUGCAAUAACUGUAAAAGAGUUCCUCAUUCAAUGCUCUCAUGCCGCAGACUCUUAUUUGGAACGAGAAUUGAACUGGGAAAAUGAAGCUCAAAGCUCUGAUGAAGAAGUACCAAUUAUGUAUCCACGACAAAAUGCCAUCCUAGUUGUGGAAGAUAACCCAGCCAUUGAAAAUGCUGUAAACAUCAUUGAGCCACCCAUUGCUGGAAAUAAUGUAAUUCCAGUUGAACAAAUUAUUCAGGAACCAGAAGUCGAUAUUGUAGAAGGUAAUAUC
Messenger RNA from Myzus persicae (green peach aphid), 636 nucleotides. RefSeq lists its product as uncharacterized. The record is from RefSeq and is a predicted model, not a curated record. NCBI's taxonomy places the organism in Eukaryota, Metazoa, Arthropoda, Insecta, Hemiptera, Aphididae. The annotation marks the transcript as partial. The transcript has 3 exons.